Messenger RNA from Penaeus vannamei (Pacific white shrimp), 1369 nucleotides. The record is from RefSeq and is a predicted model, not a curated record. NCBI's taxonomy places the organism in Eukaryota, Metazoa, Arthropoda, Malacostraca, Decapoda, Penaeidae.
UUUACACGUAGGAGGGGUAUACAUCUACUUCGUCUGCCACGUUUCAUCUUUCAAUCAGCUAAUCUCUGACCUUGUAUCAUGGAGGCAUCUUUCAAAGAGAAGAAGCUGUUCACGCCUGGCCCGUUAUGCUGCUCCCGAAGUGUGAAGGAGGCCAUGCUGGUGGACGUAGGAUCUCGCGACUCCUACUUCGUCUCCUGCGUCAAGGAGAUCCGCCAGCGACUCCUGGAAAUUGCCCAACUGAGUGAGGCGGAGUACACAGCUAUACCGCUUCAGGGAUCAGGCACCUACUGUGUUGAGGCGGUCCUGCAGACGACUUCCCCUCGACAAGGUGCCAAGGUGUUGGUCUUGGCCAACGGGGCUUAUGGGCGUCGCAUGGGCCAGAUGUGCGCGUGGGCGGGGUUGGAGGUGCGACUGGAGGAAUUUCCUGAGGAUCAGCGCCUCGACUUGGCCAAGGUGGAAGCCCUUUUGCGGAACGAGUCCUUUACCACAGUGGCGGUCGUCCACUGCGAGACUUCCACAGGAAUCAUAAAUCCUGUCGAAGACGUGGCUCGCCUCGUGGCUUCGCUCCAGCCUGGAGCGGCUAUGGUGGUGGACGCCAUGAGCAGUUUCGGCGCAGUGCCCUUGGACAUUAGCGGAUCAGGUAUCGAUUACGUGGUCUCUUCUGCCAACAAGUGCCUGGAGGGCGUCCCCGGCUUUUCCUUUGCCAUCUGCAGGACCAAGCAUCUGCUCUCUUGCAAAGGGAACUGCCGCGUGCUGAGCCUGGACUUGGUGGAUCAACACUCGGCCCUUGAACGCUCGGGUCAGUUUCGCUUCACUCCCGCCACGCACGCUAUGCUGGCCUUCAGACAAGCUCUUCGGGAGUAUGCUUCGUCGGGAGGGCUCGAGGGGCGGGCCAAGAGAUAUCAGGAGAACCGCAGCAUCCUGAGGGUGGGGAUGAAACGCCUCGGCUUCAGGGAACUACUGAAGGAGGAAGAUGCCGGUUACAUCAUCACGUCGUUCCACUUUCUCCAACACGAACGCUUUGAUUUUCCGAAGCUUUAUUCCAGGCUUUCGGACAAGGGCCAGGUGAUCUACCCCGGGAAGGUGACCAACGCCGACUGCUUCCGAAUCGGCAACAUCGGUCACCUUUUCCCCGACGACGUGAGGACCUUCUUGGGACACCUGGAGGACGUCUUGAAGGAAAUGGGGCUGCCGGUGCCUCUUCCAUAGUCAGCUGGUGCCCUUCUUCAUACCCUGUCUGAGUCACCCUGCCAUAUUCUGCCAUACUCAGCCCCUGCCGUGUUCAAACCCCUUCCAUAUCCAGUCACUGUUCAUAUAAAAGACCCUUUGUUAUUGGUUAAAAACUGAUAAAAGACAUUUGUUCUUUGUG